AUGGACGUCGACGCAGCAGAGACCAAGGUGCAGAUCCGCUUGACCACGCGCGAUUCGAGUUUGCAGAUUUCGGAGGAGCCGAAUGUUCUGCUUGUACAGACGUCUCUGACGCGCCACAAGCUCUCGACACUCGUAAACGAGCUGCUGCACCGCGGCGAUGAAACUCGUAUACCAUUCGACAUACUUAUCAAUGGCGAAUUUCUACGAACGACUAUCGACGAGUUCCUCACCAAGAACGGCAUCAAUGCUGAAUCGACGCUAGAUGUGGAGUACACAAGAGCGUUGGUGCCACCGCUGAACGUUACUAGCUUCGAGCAUGACGAUUGGGUGUCUGCGGUAGAUGUUUUGUCAGGGGUACAAAGUGGGCAGGAAAGAAUAUUGAGCGCAAGUUACGACGGCCUGGUCAGGGUAUGGAACACUUCUGGCGACGUACUGGCGACUUCGGAGGCUCCCAACAAUGGAGGCCGGAUAACCAGCCUAAAGACGGCCAAGUGGUUAUCUGAGAAAAAGAUGGUAGCUGCGGGUCUGGACAACAAUGUUCGCGUUUACAAGUACGACGACGAUGCGAGAACCAUUAUAACUGCUCUGGAACUCGUCAACCACCGCUGGGGUGUAGAAGAUGUCGCAGUACACGCCCCUUCCAACCGUAUCCUCUCUGCAUCCUCUGAUACCACCAUUUCGCUCUUCUCAAGCAACGCCAAAGAGAACCCGGUCGCGCCAGCAAACCUCCUCCCAAGCUCCUCGGCUGCCUCGAACAAGCGGCAAAAGCUCUCGAAACCAGAUCGUACUGUUCCCGCGCGCGGAGCAUUGGCGACAUUUACCGGUCACAGCUCGCCAGUAUCCAGCGUCAUUUUCAAGCCGGAUGAUGCUACCGUCGCCUACUCUGCAUCGCACGACCACACGCUCAAGACGUGGGAUCUCCCUACCUCAACUUGCGUCGACACGCGAACAACCGGUCACUCCCUCCUCUCUCUAUGCGCUAUUCCCUCGCGGAACCUGCUCGCAACAGGCACGUCAGCACGACACAUUACGCUGAUUGAUCCCCGCGCGUCGGCGACGCAAAUCAGUGUCAUGACACUCCGCGGGCACAAGAACGGUGUCGUCUCCUUGGAUACCGAUCCAUCUUCGGAACACAACCUGGCGUCUGCUUCGCACGAUGGUACGGUUCAGAUCUGGGAUCUUAGGAACGUUAGCACAGGAAGUCAGAUUGGAGAGGGUAUGCAGGGCGAAAGCGUAUACACAAUCUACAGACAAGGACGUGAUACUUCAAAGAGCCAUGGCGAGGGCACAAAGGUGUUUAGUGUGCGGUGGGAUCGCGCUGUGGGUAUUGUGUCUGGUGGUGAGGAUAAGCGCGUGCAGAUUAAUCGCGCGCUGGGAUCGUGA
Molecule: messenger RNA, 1383 nt
Organism: Pyrenophora tritici-repentis Pt-1C-BFP
Lineage: Eukaryota; Fungi; Ascomycota; Dothideomycetes; Pleosporales; Pleosporaceae
Product: WD40 repeat protein
Biological process (GO): ribosome biogenesis; ribosomal large subunit biogenesis
Cellular component (GO): PeBoW complex; preribosome, large subunit precursor
Molecular function (GO): protein binding
Source: RefSeq, a predicted model, not a curated record